GGCCGGGGAGGGUCAGUUGGAGGCAGGCGCUCGCUGAGGCAGGAGGAGGGCUCUGGGCCCGCGGCCUGACAGGGACUUAGCCCGCAGAGAUCGGCCCCGCGCGCGCGCGACCCCACACCCACCCACUCAUCCACCUACCCACUCCCUGCGCCGCCUCCUCCCACCCUGAGCAGAGCCGCCGAGGAUGAUAAACACCCAGGACAGUAGUAUUUUGCCUUUGAGUAACUGUCCCCAGCUCCAGUGCUGCAGGCACAUUGUUCCAGGGCCUCUGUGGUGCUCCGAUGCCCCUCACCCACUGUCGAAGAUCCCCGGUGGGCGAGGGGGCGGCAGGGAUCCUUCUCUCUCAGCUCUAAUAUAUAAGGACGAGAAGCUCACUGUGACCCAGGACCUCCCUGUGAACGAUGGAAAACCUCACAUCGUCCACUUCCAGUAUGAGGUCACCGAGGUGAAGGUCUCUUCCUGGGAUGCAGUCCUGUCCAGCCAGAGCCUGUUUAUAGAAAUCCCAGAUGGAUUAUUAGCUGAUGGGAGCAAAGAAGGAUUGUUAGCACUGCUAGAGUUUGCUGAAGAGAAGAUGAAAGUGAACUAUGUCUUCAUCUGCUUCAGGAAGGGGCGGGAAGACAGAGCUCCACUCCUGAAGACCUUCAGCUUCUUGGGCUUUGAGAUUGUGCGUCCAGGCCAUCCCUGUGUCCCCUCUCGGCCAGAUGUGAUGUUCAUGGUUUACUCCCUGGACCAGAACUUGUCCGAUGAGGACUAACGGUCAUAAAGGAUGCUUUGCCCAAGAGCCACAGUGGGGGAAGAGGGGAAGUUAGGCAGCCCUGGGACAGAGGAGGGGGCUCCUUGCUGUCUAGAAAAGGACGCUGAGGGGCUCAGGGUGAAGGUUGCCUAUUGUGUUCUUGGAGUUGACUCGUUGAAAUUGUUUUCCAUAAAGAACAGUAUAAACAUAUUAUUCACAUGUAAUCACCAAUAGUAAAUGAAGAUGUUUAUGAACUGGCAUUAGAAGCUUUUUAAACUGCGCUGUGUGAUGUGCUCUAUCUAGCCUAGGGGAGGACAUUGCCUAGAUGGGGAGGGACUGUCUGGGUCCAGGGGCGAGGCCUGGAGGGCUGUUGGGCAGCACUGUCAGGCUCAGGUUCCCCUGCUGUUGGGCUUUUUUUUUCGGUUUUUAAGACUUGUGUAUUUUCUUUCCUUGCUUCCUGUCACCCCCAAGGGUUUCUGAGUAUAGGCUUUUCAGCCCCUGGGCAGUGUCCUUGAGUUGUUUUUUUGACACUCCACGGGGGCUUCUCUGUGUGCAUUUGUCUCUGGCCUGGUGAAAGCAGGUCUGACCCCUCCUUCUUUAGAGCUUAAUGUUAUUCUGGCAUUUGGUUAAGCUGGCUUAAUCUGUUUAAUGUUAUCAGUGCAUUAUAAAUAGGGGCACUAAAGUUCACUCCCACCACCAGGGCUUCUUUUGGGGUGCCUGGGCCUUAAAAAUAAGUAGCCAACUCCAAUUCUCAAAUCAAAGCCAGAAGUUCUUGCUCCUGGUUGCAGGCCCAGGCCACAAGGUGUCUCCUUCCUAGGGUCGCAAAGAACAGAGCAAGAAAAAUAGCAACUCAGGGCCU
Messenger RNA from Equus quagga, 1592 nucleotides. It is a transcript of the gene OAZ2, whose product is annotated as ornithine decarboxylase antizyme 2. The record is from RefSeq and is a predicted model, not a curated record. Gene Ontology annotation, molecular function: ornithine decarboxylase inhibitor activity. NCBI's taxonomy places the organism in Eukaryota, Metazoa, Chordata, Mammalia, Perissodactyla, Equidae. Gene Ontology annotation, biological process: positive regulation of protein catabolic process. Gene Ontology annotation, cellular component: cytoplasm; nucleus.